Serpula lacrymans var. lacrymans S7.9 is the source of this 2173-nucleotide messenger RNA. RefSeq lists its product as uncharacterized. The record is from RefSeq and is a predicted model, not a curated record. Bases 274 to 2037 code for a protein of 587 amino acids. Gene Ontology annotation, cellular component: cytoplasm. The transcript has 4 exons. Gene Ontology annotation, molecular function: phosphopantetheine binding. NCBI's taxonomy places the organism in Eukaryota, Fungi, Basidiomycota, Agaricomycetes, Boletales, Serpulaceae. Gene Ontology annotation, biological process: secondary metabolite biosynthetic process; amino acid activation for nonribosomal peptide biosynthetic process.
UCGCUUGCGUAUACUUUCGAUCCUUUUGUUAUCGAUGUCUUCGGUACUCUUGCGCAUGGUGCUACGCUGGUUACCGGACGCAAGGAAUUCGUUCUUGGUGAUAUCCCUAAAGCCAUCAAGUCUCUGCGUAUCAACGUCCUUCAUGUUACUCCUAGUAUUCUGGCUGUUGUUCCGCCUGAGGAAUACCCGACUUUGGACACCGUUGUAGUUGCAGGAGAAGCACUGGGCAAGAAGUUGAUUGAGGAUUGGUCGAAUCUGGUCACCUUGAAAAACAUGUAUGGUCCAACAGAGGCUUCCGUCGAUUGUAUCUCUUGUCAUGUUACCUCCUCGUCCCUUACCGGCGUCAUCGGGCGGCCCCUACCCAACAACCGCAUCUACAUUCUAGAUAACCAACUUCGACCUACACCCAUUGGCGUAGAAGGCGAGCUUUACAUCGGUGGUGUUCAGUUAGCUAGAGGCUAUCUGAAUCAACCGGAGCUUACAGCCAAGGCAUUCAUCGAGAGCCCCUUCGUAUCUGGAGAAAGGUUGUACAAGACUGGAGACAUUGCUCUUUAUCGCUCUGAUGGAAACAUCGAAUACUGUGGUCGGGAAGAUCGUCAGAUCAAGCUGAGAGGACAACGUAUCGAGCUGGGAGAAAUCGAGGACGUUAUCACCAAAUAUCCCGGUGUGCACAGGGGCGCUGUCGUUAUCCGCACCGUCCAAGACACUCCUGCCAUCGUUGCAUUUGUCGAAUUCAAGCAACAAGAUCCCGAACAACUUGAGGACGAAAAGGAAGGGUUGAGAAUCUUUGUCUCAGAACGUCUUCCUCGUUUCAUGUAUCCCUCUCUCAUUGCUGCCCUCCCUCAACUUCCUAUGUCGCGCAGUGGCAAGAUAGAUCGUAAUGCUCUCAAACAAAUGGACCUCAAGUCAUUCUCCGCAGCUCUCUCGAAUGAGAUAGGCUUACCGCAGUCAGACGUCGAGGUAGAACUUAUGUCUAUCUUCUCCAGGCUUUUCAAAGUGGACCCUAGUAGCUUUGGUGUAACACACGAUCUCUUCUCUACUGGCUUAAAUUCUUUGAUGGCAGUGCAAGCAGCUGGUAUUAUCUCGAAGACCUUUAACGUUCACAUCGGUCUAAACAAUGUCUAUUUGAGGCCAACCAUUCGCGAAUUGGGUAAUCUCGUAGUCGAUGCAAUGGGCCAGGACAGUCUUGCGAUUAUGGAGGCAGAAGACACUGACAGUGAUUUCUUGAUCGAAUUCUUACCUAUCAAAAAGAAAGGAGUCCAUCCACGUCUUUUCAUCGUACACGAUAUCACCGGCAUGGCUACACCAUUUAUGCGUCUUGGUGCAUUCAUGCCAAACGAAAUGUACGCCAUCGGGGACCGUCACUUCGGUUCUGCUACUGGCUUUGGAACCGUUGAAUCCAUGGCCGACCAUUAUAUCACACUUGUGAAGAGUGUUCAAGCCCAAGGACCGUACGUGAUCUGUGGGUAUUCUUACGGAGGAGCUGUUGCACUGUGCAUGGCGACGAAGCUGCGGAAGGCCGGCGAUGAAGUUGCUCAUUUAAUCAUGUUCGACCCAAUCUUUAUCCCUGGUUCAGAGCGUCAGAGCUUGAAGUCGACUGAUUGGACACAACGCGCGAUCGACCGCAUUUCCGAGAACUUCCCAGACAUCGGUGAAAGAUGGAAGGGCAAGCUGAGAACCGAGAUUCGCAAGAACUUGGAUUCAAUGUUUGAUUUCGAGCCCGAGCAUUAUGAUGGAGCAACGACACUUGUGGUGCCCAAAGAUCGUUCGUGGUACCGAAGUGGACAUGCGAGUGACUUCGACACUGGUGCUGAUGACCAUAACGGUUGGGACUAUCGCAUCAAGAACUUGGAUAUGAAGGUGGCGGCUGGUCGCCACGAUACGAUGUUCACGCCCGCACAUGUGAAGACUCUUGCCGAAGUGGUAAAAGAAGUGCUUGCUCCCUACACGACCAAUGCUCCGCCACCAGCAAAACCAAAGAAAGCUAUUGCUAAACCCCGUGCCACCGACGCUGCUGAUGGCAAAGCUCCUCAGUAAAGCGCCGUACAAAAUAAUGAUUUCAUUUUCCUUCCUGGGUUCAUGAGGCUUUCCAGCUUAUAUCGUUAUUAAAUUUCAUAAUUGUAAUUUGUAGUCGUAUAUCAAUUGAUCAAUAUAACAAUCACUUAUCUUCCUU